This is a messenger RNA of Microcebus murinus (gray mouse lemur), 2671 nucleotides long. It is a transcript of the gene HARBI1, whose product is annotated as harbinger transposase derived 1. NCBI's taxonomy places the organism in Eukaryota, Metazoa, Chordata, Mammalia, Primates, Cheirogaleidae. The record is from RefSeq and is a predicted model, not a curated record.
GGGGCGGGCGCUGAAGCGAGGGAAGGCGGUGCCUCUGUUGCGUGCCGUGACGGUCUGUAUGCCGUCGUCUGGUCCGGAGGAGGUCCGGACUGGGCUGGGUGGUUGGGGGUGCGGCUGGAAACGUGGCCGCUGCGGAGAGUGAGAAGAUUAUAAAUGACAGAGCCAUUUAACUGAUGGUUGGCUGUUGAAUUCUGAUACUUUCUUAAUACCUUCUUGCACCAACAUCUUCACUGGGAGGAAUUCAGCAAAAGUAGAGAAAAGGAGAGACAGCAUUCAUAUUUACCAUGGCUAUACCAAUAACAGUGCUUGACUGUGAUCUCUUACUGUAUGGCCGAGGUCACCGGACAUUGGACCGCUUUAAGCUGGAUGAUGUGACUGAUGAAUACUUGAUGUCCAUGUAUGGGUUUCCUCGACAUUUUAUUUAUUACUUGGUGGAGCUCCUGGGGGCAAGCCUAUCUAGACCUACUCAGCGAUCCAGGGCUAUUAGCCCAGAGACACAGAUCCUUGCAGCAUUGGGCUUUUAUACCUCAGGUUCCUUCCAGACUCGGAUGGGAGAUGCUAUUGGAAUCAGUCAGGCCUCUAUGAGUCGUUGUGUUGCCAAUGUAACCGAAGCACUUGUGGAGAGGGCCUCACAGUUCAUUCACUUUCCAGCUGAUGAAGCUUCCAUGCAGGCUCUGAAGGAUGAAUUCUAUGGUUUGGCAGGGAUGCCAGGGGUGAUAGGGGUGGUUGACUGUAUCCAUGUGGCAAUCAAGGCACCAAAUGCUGAAGACCUCUCCUAUGUAAACCGCAAAGGUCUGCAUUCUUUAAAUUGCUUGAUGGUGUGUGACAUCAGAGGAGCACUAAUGACUGUGGAGACAAACUGGCCAGGCAGCCUACAGGACUAUGCUGUACUGCAGCAGUCUUCUCUGAGUAGUCGGUUUGAAGCCGGGAUGCACAAAGAUAGCUGGUUUCUUGGUGACAGUUCCUUCUUUCUCCGCACCUGGCUCAUGACACCACUUCAUAUUCCUGAAACUCCAGCAGAAUAUCGCUAUAACAUGGCCCAUUCUGCAACUCAUAGUGUGAUUGAGAAGACUUUCCGAACCCUCUAUUCCCGAUUUCGCUGCCUGGAUGGAUCCAAGGGGGCACUGCAGUACUCACCAGAAAAGUCCAGCCAUAUCAUCUUGGCUUGUUGUGUCCUCCACAACAUCUCCCUAGAGCAUGGGAUGGAUGUUUGGUCCUCUCCAAUGACAGGACCCAUGGAACAGCCCCCUGAGGAAGAGUAUGAGCACAUGGAGUCCCUGGACUUAGAGGCUGACCGUAUCCGUCAGGAGCUGAUGCUCACUCAUUUUAGCUAAUGUUGACGGGGAGGAGGAAGACUUCCUAGAAGGAGUUGUGACAAACUUUCCCCCAUACCAUCUUCCACACAGUUCCAUCAUGUAGCAUAAGUGAGUGUGCGAACACUUGUCAUAAAUUGACAUUUAAUCUGUGUGUUUUAGAAGGAUUGAGGCUAUGCCAGAACAUCUUGAUUAAUUUACAAAUAUAUUAAGUAAACCAAAACCAAGAUAAUGAUUCCCUACUAUCCAAUGAACUCCAGGUUGAGCAUCAUUCACUUGAAAGCUCAUUGUUUGCAAACAUUUAUGAUUGUGCCUACUAAGUCAUAGUAAAGAAGAAAACAGCAAAUAGCCAAAACACUUCUUUUGGUUUCAAUUGUCUAUAGAUUUCAAAUGAAAACAAUAUUUGUUUGUUCUGAAUUAUUUGGGUAAUAUUUUAGUUUUUCUACUUUGUUGCCUAUAUAGGCAUCUGCCCCCAGUUAAGUGUGAAGAGUGAAUUUGAGUUGGGAAUGGUCUUCUGAAAUAGGUAAAUGGCUACUAAUUCAAGUUUGCAGCUUUGUGUUUUUAAGAGGAUGUUAAGGACAGACAGCCUUAAACCUCCAUUUUUAGCCUGUCUGCAAUAAUUGGACUGUGAUUUAGACCUCAUUCGUAGGGUGAACAUCUGGACUCCAGUCUUCUAUUUCCAACCCUGAGUCAGAGUUAGAGGCUAAAUGGGUUUAAGAACCCAAUCAGCUUAAAGAAAACAAUAGAUAUGGAUAAAAUAGCAAGCUUACACUUUACAAGGGCUCUAAGCACCCUGAUAGAUUGAUAAGCAUAGAUGAUUCACCCAAGUUUAGACAGCUCACAUCUAACUGGAUCACAUUUCUUAUGAUGUUAGCAUUUCUGUUUGGUCAUUCUGUUUUGAAAUUUCUUGUACAGAAGGAAGAUUUAGGGAAUAAAGAAGACAUGUGAAAGUAUUAAGGAGAAGUAAAAAGAAUAUAAUUUCUUGGUUUGAAAUGACCUCUGGAGUUAGACCUUGGAUAUCCUAUAUGCAGAGUGAUGGACAGAAUUGCCCAGGAAAUAAUCCCCCAGCAAGUCUUAUUCUAAAAUUACACUGAUGUAAAAAUAACCUGAUUGGAAUAAUGAAAGUGUGAAUUAGGUUUACACUUUGGUGCCUUUGCUGGGACAAAAGAUUUUCCUGAGGACUGUCUUGUUUCCAGUUUCUCACCAUGUGAUGCCUCUGAAUUGUCCUCUUGGAUCAUUUCCUACCUUGCCUUUGGCAGUGUUAAUCUGGUGAUUUUCAAAGUAAAGAAAUGAACAGCUGAUGACAGAAGAAAUUUGGAAAUAAAUUGAGGGUGACUCAUCCUCAAGAUUAAAAACAA